This is a messenger RNA of Rhinolophus ferrumequinum (greater horseshoe bat), 2381 nucleotides long. It is a transcript of the gene GRN, whose product is annotated as granulin precursor. Gene Ontology annotation, biological process: regulation of inflammatory response. The transcript is spliced from 15 exons. Bases 272 to 2071 code for a protein of 599 amino acids. Lineage: Eukaryota; Metazoa; Chordata; Mammalia; Chiroptera; Rhinolophidae. The record is from RefSeq and is a predicted model, not a curated record. Gene Ontology annotation, cellular component: extracellular region.
GCCAUCGCGCUGCGAGGCCCAAGUCCUGGAGCUGUGGGGUGGCUGCUACCCAGCGAGCGCCAAACGGGACACAGGGACCACUCCGUUCUUGAAGACCUCCGCCCCCCAUCAGCUGGUGCUGGUGCUGCUGCUGGUGGUGGGUAGUGCCCACGGCGUCUGGUAGAGGGAGAGGCGCCCACCCUGGCCAGGAGCUCAGACGGCUGGGAUUUAGACUUGAGACUCAGGCCUUCUCAAAGGCCUUUGCAGAGUGCAGGUGUGAGCACAGUAUCAGAUGAGGAGGCAUCUGGAGGGGCUCGCUGGGUGGACCAUGUGGACCCUGGUGAUCUGGGUGGCCUUAGUGGCAGGGCUGGUGGCUGGAAAGCAGUGCCCAGAUGGACAGCUCUGCCCUGUGGCCUGUUGCCUGGACCCUGGAGGAGCCAGCUACAGCUGCUGCAAUCCCGUUCUAGACAAAUGGCCCACAGUGCUGAGCAGGCGUCUGGGCAGGCCCUGCCAGAUCGAUGCCCACUGCUCUCCUGGCUACUCUUGCCUCCUGACUGUCUCAGGGACUUCCAGCUGCUGCCCGUUCCCAGAGGCUGUGUCUUGCGGGGAUGGCCGCCACUGCUGUCCACAGGGUUUCCACUGCAGUGCUGAUGGGCAGUCCUGCUUCCGGAGCUCAGAUACCAGCCCCUUGGGUGCCGUCCAGUGUCCCGAUAGCGAGUUUGAGUGCCCCAGCUCCUCCACGUGCUGCACUAUGCUUGAUGGCUCCUGGGGAUGCUGCCCCAUGCCCCAGGCUUUUUGCUGCGAAGACAAGGUGCACUGCUGCCCCCAUGGUACCACCUGCGACCUGGCUCAUGCCCGCUGCCUGACAGCCACGGGCACCCACCCUCUGGCAAAGAAGAUCCCGGCACAAAGGACUAAUAGGGCAGGGCUCAUGUGCCCGGAUACACGGUCCCAGUGUCCUGAUGGUUCUACCUGCUGCCAGCUGCCUAAUGGGAAGUAUGGCUGCUGCCCGAUGCCCAAUGCCAUCUGCUGCUCAGACCACCUGCACUGCUGCCCCCAGGACACUGUGUGUGACCUGGUCCUGAGUAAGUGCCUCUCUAAGGAGAACGCAACGGACCUCCUCACCAAGCUACCGGCACACACAGUACAGGAGGUGAAGUGUGACAUGGAGGUGAGCUGCCCAGACGACUACACCUGCUGCCGCCUACAGUCAGGCGACUGGGGCUGCUGCCCUUUUGUCCAGGCUGUGUGCUGUGAGGACCACGUACACUGCUGCCCUGCUGGGUUUAAGUGUGACACAGAGAAGGGUACCUGUGAACAGGAGGGCCGCCCCCUGCCCUGGAUGGAGCAGGCCCCAGCCCACCUCAGCCUGCCAGACCCCCAAGCCAUGGAGAGUGAUGUCCCAUGUGAUGACAUCUUCAGCUGUCCUUCCUCCAAUACCUGCUGUAGACUCACGUCUGGGGAGUGGGGCUGCUGUCCUGUCCCAGAGGCUGUCUGCUGCUCGGACCACCAGCACUGCUGCCCCCAGGGCUACACUUGCUUGGCUGAGGGGCAGUGUCAGAGGGGGAACAAGAUCGUAGCUGGACUGGAGAAGAUGCCUGCCCACCAGGCUUCCCUGUCCCACCCCAGAAACAUGGGCUGUGACCAGCACACCAGCUGCCCAGUGGGGCAGACCUGCUGCCCAAGUCUAAGUGGGGGCUGGGCCUGCUGCCAGUUGCCCCACGCUGUGUGCUGUGAGGACCGCCAGCACUGCUGUCCGGCUGGGUAUACCUGCAAUGUGAAGGCCCGAACCUGUGAGAAGGAGGUGGAUUCUGCCCACCACGCUGCCCACUUGACCCGAGGCCCUCACAUGCAUGUGGGGAACGUGGACUGUGGGGAGGGGCACUUCUGCCAUGAUAACCAGACCUGCUGCCGAGAUAGCCAUGAGGGCUGGGCCUGCUGUCCCUAUCGCCAGGGCAUCUGUUGUGCAGAUCAGCGUCACUGCUGUCCCGCUGGCUUCCGCUGUGGGGCCAAGGGCACCAAGUGUUUACGCAGGGAGACCCUGAGCUGGGACACUUCUUUGAAGGAUCCAGCCCCGAGACAGCUGCUGUGAGGAGGGAUUGAAGACUGAAGACUCCGUAGCCCCCCGGACCCUGCUCAGAGGUGCCCACUGCUCAGGCCUCCCCAGCACCUCUCUCACACCAAAUUAUCCUGGACCCCUCAUUCUGAAUCCCUCCUAUCAUCAUGAGAGGUGGGGCCUUAAUCUAAGGCCUAACCUAUCAGAAGGGGGGCUGUGGCAGAAGCCACGUUACAAGCUGCCAUCCCCUCCUCCAAUUUCUGUGGACCCUGUGGCCAGGUGCUGUUCCCUAUCCACAGGUGUGUGUGUGUAUAUGUAUGUGCUCCAGUAAAGUUUGUACACUUUC